GGAGAAGGAACGGAGGAAGAGGAGGAGGAGGAGGAGGAGGAGGAGGAGGAGAAGGAGGAGGAGGACGACGAUGGCGACGAGGACACGAGCGCAGAAGGGGCAACGACCGACGAGGCGACAACGCCCCUCCUUCUGUCGGUGCCCACGGCAGCGAGCUCCGCGCAGCCUCUGGACGAUGAGCUCUCACGUCGCCCAGCUCCGUGUCCCUGCGCCCCCGCGGUGCGCUGCCCUCUUCGCCCCCCUCGGAGAGGGGCAACCGCACUGGCCUGCACUGCGGCGCGCGAAGCGCGAUCAUCUUCGCGACCCCCCGCGGGUGACCUGGACGACGGUGCACCCGAUGAGUGCGCGGGCGGAUGUUAGACAAAUAUGGCCCCCUCUCUCCCCAAGCAAGCGGCGAGCGGGCGCCGACGCCGUGGCUUUGGGCCAAACUGCUGCCACGGGAGACACGCCCGCCAGGGGCAGCGGCGGCCACAGCCCUCAGAGUGCCACCCACGCGCAAAGAAGUGGCCCGGUGCGGUGCCCUGGCCGCUGCACAGAAAGAUCUCCGCAGGGGAACAGCAGAUCCGACGAUGUCGUGGUCCUCCCUUCUCUUCGAUUGACACACGGGCAACCAGCAAUCUUUGC
Messenger RNA from Prorocentrum cordatum, 624 nucleotides. NCBI's taxonomy places the organism in Eukaryota, Dinophyceae, Prorocentrales, Prorocentraceae. The record is from the annotation of a GenBank genome assembly.